UCCCGGUAGGCAUUGCGGCAGUGCUUUCGGCGCCAGGCCGAGGUGUGGUGGCUUAGGUAGUUACCAUGGAGUUGCGCUGGGUAACCCUGAGGUAGUGAGUGGGACGCGGAGGCUGGAGGGGCAGCAGCUGCGGGGAACAAUCCCUGAACCCAAAGGAAUGAAUCCCUAAUGGUGGCGUUUCAGGCAUCAGUGACAGGCUGAACCCGGACUUCCAGGGCCCAUGCUUACACCGGACAAAUUAUGGCCUGAGCUAUGAGCACACAGGACUACAUGAACACUUCGGUGCAAGAGCCCCCUCUUGACUACUCCUUCCGAAACAUCCAGGUGAUUCAAGAUCUGAUGAGCGAGGAGCCAAGGAAAGGGCAGCGACCACUAAAGCACUCGAAGUCAGGGAAGUCACUGACUCAGUCCCUGUGGCUGAACAACAAUGUCCUCAAUGAGCUGAAAGGCUUCAACCAUGUAAUUUCACUGCUGCUGCAGCAUCCAGAGAACCUGGCCUGGAUUGACCUGUCUUUCAACGACCUGACUUCCAUUGACCCUGUCCUGACCACUUUGUUCAACCUGAGUGUCCUCUACCUCCAUGGCAACAGCAUCCAGCGUCUCGGAGAGGUGAAUAAGCUGGCCAUCCUCCCUCGGCUCCGGAGCCUCACACUCCACGGGAACCCCAUGGAGGAAGAGAAGGGGUAUAGGCAGUAUGUGCUGUGCACCUUGCCUCGUAUCACCACAUUCGACUUCAGUGGGGUCACCAAAGCAGACCGCACAGCAGCUGAAGUGUGGAAACGAAUGAACAUCAAGCCCAAGAAAGUCCGGAUCAAGCAGGAUGCACUCUGAGGUUCCCAGGACUGCAGCCAUCCUGAAGGCCUGAGGACAGCCAGUGUUGGUUUGACAAUACAAUAAAGGAUUUGAGCUGUUCAGCAGAUUAGAAGUCACUUGUGCUGUGUAAAAAUGCCCCCCAACUCAGGCAGUUGCCACUGGUUCUGGUCUUGCUUCACUGAAAGGUAGGCAGGGGAGGGAAAGGCCUGUUGACCUGAGACACAGGAGACCUGGGUUCAUUGCAUGGCCUUGGGGAACUGAUCUCAACUCUGGGUCCUUUUUUCACUCUUCAGAUCAGAUAUCCUGGGAUUGAGUUGCUUCAGAGAGCACCAGGGUUCUGUGGAGAUGCCUCAGAGGCCUCGGUGAGAAAAAGUCAAGAAGAUAGGCCAUGAAUGCUGAAUCCCCCAUUUCCAUCCAACCAGAGUAGUUACUCUCAUGUUGUUUAUGUUGGGAUUGUGCUUGAGACGUCAUUUGAUUAAAAAAAAGAACUUCUGCCCUA
Myotis brandtii (Brandt's bat) is the source of this 1312-nucleotide messenger RNA. RefSeq names its product leucine-rich repeat-containing protein 51. Gene Ontology annotation, molecular function: protein binding. The record is from RefSeq and is a predicted model, not a curated record. The transcript is spliced from 6 exons. Lineage: Eukaryota; Metazoa; Chordata; Mammalia; Chiroptera; Vespertilionidae. The coding region runs from base 253 to 831 and encodes 192 amino acids.